Molecule: messenger RNA, 486 nt
Organism: Glarea lozoyensis ATCC 20868
Lineage: Eukaryota; Fungi; Ascomycota; Leotiomycetes; Helotiales; Helotiaceae
Exons: 1
Coding region: 1-486 (161 amino acids)
Molecular function (GO): protein binding
Source: RefSeq, a predicted model, not a curated record
AUGGCCACUAAUAAACGUACGCCCUGGUUCCAGCUCACCCCGGAGAAUGAUGUUGCUCUUGCCAUUACUCAGGAUACUCAAAAUCGAGAGCGAGUGACGGUUCGCCCAGGCGACGAGCUCGAUGUGAUUCUCGUCCAUUUUGAGGACUACUUCAAGCCCGAAUGUAUCCUUUCUUUCGGAAGAGAUAGAAAUUGUAGUAUUGUCUGCGACCCCCCAGGCUUAGAAUCAGUGUCCCGACGAUUUUCCCGACGGCACUGCCAGUUUUUUCUAUCCAACAGCUCGUUGAUGCUCCGGGACGACUCCUCUGGCGCUUCAACGACACUCACCCCUCGAGACUUGGACCCUCACGCGUGGGAACUUUCCGCCGCAUCGGGCGGCACUCCUCGUCAACGAGCCCUUCUUGAAGCUGGGGAAUGGCACCUCACCGUGGGGCCUGCUGAGUUUCUUCUUGAGUUCACUGGUAGAGGUAGAUUGGUCCACGCCUGA